GUGAGUAUGCGGCAGCUGCUCUCUCUCGCCACGUUGAACGAAGGAAAAACUACUUAUUAGAGAAGAACAGGGAGAGUCGAGUCUGUCCAACUUAUUUGACGGAUGUGUGUUGUGGUGUGUUUAAUUAAUUCUUAGCUCGGGUGAUUUUCCACGUCGCUUGCCAGCAGGCGUCUUCUCUGCCAUCCCCCAUCCCGGCCGCGAGUUAAGUGCAUGCCUGUCCAGGUUUUCGGAUAAAUAAAAUCCCAAGUUGCAAAAUGAAGGUGAAGGAAUUGCAUAAAACUGUAAAUGUGGCGUGGUCACCACCAGUCCAGCAGCCCACCAACUUACCAAUUUUGCUGGCUGCAGGAACAGCUGCUCAGCAGUUGGAUGCCAGUUUUAGUACCAAUGCUAGUUUAGAUUUGUAUUCUCUCAACCUGGAGCAGCCAGGCUAUGAGAUGCAACUUAAGACCAGUGUGCCAAGUGAUCUAAGAUUUCACAAAAUAAUCUGGGGAGCUUGCGGAACGAAUCCAGCUGGCAUCAUUGUGGGUGGCUGUGAUUAUGGAAAAAUUAAGAUUUACUCUGCUGACAAGAUGCUGGAGAACGAUAACAACUGUUUGAUUAGCAGCCCGGACAAACAUAAAGGUCCUGUGAGAGCACUGGACUUUAAUCCAUUCCAGUCUCAUUUGUUAGCUACUGGUGCGACAGAUAGUGAAAUUUAUAUUUGGGAUCUCAAUAAUACAAAUAAGCCUAUGUCUCCUGGUUCCAAAAAUUUGCCAGCCGAGGAUGUACAGGAUAUAGCAUGGAAUAAACAAGUGCAACACAUUCUUGCUUCAACAUUUUCGCAGCGCUGUGUCAUCUGGGAUUUAAAAAAAAAUGAAGCUAUAAUAAAACUAACCGAUGCCAAUUCAAGAGUUAGAUGGAAAUCAGUACAGUGGCAUCCUGAUAUAGCCACACAGCUAUGUCUUGCUUCAGAAGAGGAUCAAACUCCAAUUAUUGAACUGUGGGACUUGAGAUUUGCAACCUCACCACUAAGAACCUUCCAAAACCAUCAAAGGGGUGUACUGUCCAUUGCCUGGAAUCCUCAUGAUUCUGACCUUCUUUUGAGUUGUGCAAAAGACAAUAGAAUUCUCUGUUGGAAUCCUAAUUCCGAUAUUCCAGGUGGUGAUAUUGUUUGCGAAUUGGCUCAAACAAAUCAGUGGAACUUUAAUGUGUCUUGGUGUCCUAGAUCACCUGGCUUGGUUGUGGGUACUAGUUUUGAUGGCCAGGCAAUAGUAUAUUCUCUGUUAGGUGGAGCUAACCAUGGAUCUGCUGAAACAUCAAACAAAAUUGUUGAUUCUUUUCCUGGCAUGGACCCAUUCUCGCAAGUUCCACCGACGAUACAAACAGAAGCCGCAGCUAUACUUACGAAAGCACCAAAGUGGUUAAAAAAGCGCUCUGGGGCUUCUUUUGGUUUUGGUGGAAAAUUAACAAUUUUUGAAAACGAACCGACAGACCCGAAUGUGCCUGCAAACAGAAAAGUAUACUUAUCACAAGUUACUACGAAUCCUGAACUUGUUCAUCGCUCAAACGAUUUAGAAUCUGUUUUGAAAAAUGGCCAGUACAACGAAUUUUGCAACCAAAAAGUUGAAAGUGCUUUGGAUGAGCACAAGAGAAAAGUUUGGAGUUGUAUUGGGGCUUAUUUCACUGACAACGUGACAAAAAAUUUGUUGGAACUUUUAGGUUUCAAUAUUGAAGAAAUGAAUAAUAAGUUAAAUAAAUAUAUACCUCAAUCGGAAAUUGAUCAUGUUUCAGAAGGGGUUUCGAACUUAAAUAAUGGAAUUAAUGGUAAUUCUUUUGAUGGAAGUGCUGCAUUUGAUGCCAUCGCUGAACAAGAGCAAAUUAAAAGAUCGAUUACGCCUAGUAAAGCUGUUAAAAAGCCGAUAGAAACUAAUUUUAAAAUUAACACGUCAGAUGAUGAGGACGGUCUGAUUACACAAGCCAUACUUAUGGGUAACAUCGAAGCGGCUGUAAAUUUAUGUUUCGAAAAUAAAAAAUACGCCGAAUCCAUAAUUUUGGCUAUGGCAGGAGGACCCGAAUUAUUAGCUCAAACGCAAUACAAGUUUUUCAAGGAACGAAGUGGAACCUUAAAUUAUCUUAUUAGUUCUUUAGUAAGCGAAAACUGGGUAGAUAUCGUAAAAAAUUGUGACAUUAACAGUUGGAAAGAAGCUUUAAUUGGAGUUUUCACUCAUACAAACCUUGAAGAACGCAAUGCGUUGUGUGAUACUCUGGGAGAUCGACUGGCAGCAAGUGGAAAUCCAGCUUUGCAAAAAGAUGCACAAAUCUGUUACGUUUGCUCGGGCAAUCUCAACAAAAUAAUUGAAUCAUCGAAUAGCGAUAUCCAAGAGACUGUUGAACUUGUCAUGAUCAUGCAAAAAGCCUUGGAUUUCCAUUCUCCUCACAAAGUUAAUAUCGAGGGUAAUAUUGCAUCAGUGCUGACUCGUUAUGCAGAAAUGCUUGCUGCUGAGGGCGAUUUUGAAGCCGCUCUUGGUUAUCUUGGUGAAAGUCAAGAACCAAGAAUUGCCUUAUUGCGAGACAGAUUGUACAAAGCACUUGGCCUUGUAUCUAUUCAACCCCAGCAAAGUACAGCAGCUCAACAAACUUACAGAAAUCAGAACAUGUACACGCAUAAUGUCCAGAGGAAAUCAAUACCAGGCGGUCCUAUUUCGACGUUUGCUCCAGUGCAGCCAAUCCCUGUGGCUCCUGCUCCCCAAGUUCCAGCCUGGAACACCGCACCAACUAAACAGUUUGGCGGUGCACUAAAUCAUCCGCAGCAGCCACUAUAUGGUGGAGUAGUGACAAACCAGCCAUUUAGAAGUCCUGGUCUACCAGCCUCAAGUCCGCACGUACCAACGAUACCUGCACCACCACCGCAAAACCAACCACUACCAGAACCUUAUGCUCCACAAACUUACGGACAGACGCCUAUGACUCCAUCAGUACCACCACCACCACCGGCAUCCGCUCAGACCUCUAGUUUGAGUGGUUCCAGACCUCCAAGUGUCGGACCACUUUCAAAGUCUAAAUAUAUCAUCGAUCCGUCGGUAAAAUCUGGUCCGACCUACGGUUCGAGCUACUCGACGUCUUCUCAAUCCAUGUAUGGUGGACUACAGCAGCCACAAGCCUUCCCCUCGCCUGUCGGUUUUCCGAAUCAAUCGCCUUAUCAAUCACACCAACCACAGCCAAUUGGUGGUUUUGGAGGCUUUGCAAACAACCCAGCUCAGAACACGAUUUACAAUCCUGCUGAACCAGAGCUUCAACAAAGACCAUCUCAGCCCAGUUUGCCGACUCCUACUCUCAUGAAGCCUCAAAUGACUUACGAUCCAAGUCUGGCUCAACCAAAUAAUGCAACUUCGGCGCCGCCGCUAUCGUCUCAGCAGCCGGAAUACGAGAAUCCUUACCAAUCUGGAUCUCAGAGCUCGGGCUGGAAUGAUCCACCCAUUUCUCACAAGGCCAACAAGCCCCUGCCAAAGACGGAGUUCCAGGCCCCAAACCCAAUUGUACAUCCAUUGGGUGUAGCUGCCCCAGAACCGACUGUAUAUCCACAAAAUCCCGGCUAUCCUGGACACCCUGUACACCCAGGACAACAGCCAAUGCAAAGCUACUCAGACCCUCAGGCUACAUACAAUCAAUACAAUCAGAACAUUCCUGCACCGGGAGUUCCGCAACAAUUUAAUAGACCUGUUGAGCCUGUAGCUCCAGCUCAACCAGUACAAAUGGCAAGGAUUGCAGAGCCAGAAAAACCGAAGGCACCUAUUCCAGAGGAGCACAUGGUAUUGCAAACUGUAUUCAAUGAGCUCAAAGAUAGAUGUUUUGAGAACGCGAAAAACCCGCAAGUGAAAAGAAAAAUAACUGACGUUUCCAAAAAAUUAGAAGUCUUGUAUGACUGUCUAAGAGAACAAAGGAUUACGCCAAACACAUUACAAGGCUUACAUCAAAUCUCCAACUCGAUUCAGACUGGAAACUAUUCAGAAGGCUUGGCUUUGCACACGCAACUAGUGUCGGGGCCUGAUUUCAGUCACAUUGCAUCUUUCAUGCCAGGAAUUAAAGUAUUGCUACAAAGUGCUUUGCAGUUGGGCGUUUAUAUAAGAUAAGCUUGUUAAAGGUUCAGCCUUCACCUCAAGGCUUUGUUUCUGCAAUUCAGAAUUAUGGAAUUUGCAUUCUCAUGGAACAAACAAUUUUUUCAAGCUUUCCAGUUUUAUUAUUUCUUUUAACUUUUAUUGCGAGGGUCAUUGAAAAGUUACUCGAUAAAUAAUGCUUUAAAAUCAUGUUUACAUAUCCAUGGUAAAUUAAUGAUUUUGUAAAUAGCAAGUACUACAUCGAUACAAUGGGCAAUUAAGUUGAAAAAAUUCAAUAUGGUCUUUAUCUUUUGUUUUUACAUGUAAUGUAUGCUAGUGUUGUGGGAGUCUAACUUUUUAUUACGUUCAGAUUACGAUCUUUUAUAAACAAAUUUAAUUAUAUUUUAAAAGUCUUUGUAAUACGCAUAAUAACGAACUGAAUGAUAAACGUAUCAAAAUAUCCAUAUUAUUUUGUAUACUAGUUCUAGAUAAUAAUAAACGAGUGGCGAGCAAUUGCGUUCAAUCAAAAGCUUAAAACUAACAAAUGCGGAUGAGCAAACAUUUUUCCGCCAUCGCAAAUCGCACUAUAUACAUUAUUUUAGUAAUAUUGUUAUGCAUUCAUAUGUCUUAUAUAUUUAUAUAUAUAUAUCAUAAUUU
This is a messenger RNA of Copidosoma floridanum, 4730 nucleotides long. It is a transcript of the gene Sec31, whose product is annotated as COPII coat complex component secretory 31. Gene Ontology annotation, cellular component: COPII vesicle coat; endoplasmic reticulum exit site. Gene Ontology annotation, molecular function: protein binding; structural molecule activity. NCBI's taxonomy places the organism in Eukaryota, Metazoa, Arthropoda, Insecta, Hymenoptera, Encyrtidae. The record is from RefSeq and is a predicted model, not a curated record. Gene Ontology annotation, biological process: endoplasmic reticulum to Golgi vesicle-mediated transport; endoplasmic reticulum organization; COPII-coated vesicle cargo loading.